UGUGUUUAUGUUGACAAAAAUGGCGGACAUUCCGAACUUGCACUACUAAACUGAUUUAAACUUGGAAACACAAGGUUUUCGGACAUACAUUUGGAUUGCAUUGUCACAGUAAAAAAUGGCGCCCCUUGAUUGGGGAAAAGUGGCAGCCGCGCAGGAAGGCGAUCUGAAGGAUGAUCAGGCUGAUUACUUCUAUGAUGCUUUGUCAAAGUAUGAACCAAAAGACGAGGAUGCAGGGAAGCUUAAGCAGCUGUUUGUUGUGGCCCGUGGGGUCAUGAACUCCCGAAACAAGCAGGUGGAGGAAAUGAUGGAUGAACUUGAAAAGGAGACCAAGCAAAACAAGAAGAAAGAGCAAGAAUUCAUUAAAGAAAGAAAAGAUCUUGAAAAGAAAAUACAAGAUUUAGAGAAAUAUGGAGGUGAGCCUUCAGGUGGUGGCACCCUGACGUCCAGAAAGUUCCGGGAUGAGAUGCAGGACCUCGACAAACAGAACGAGGAGCUCAAACAAGAAAUGAGGGAUCUCAAACAGGAGCUCUCCACUGAGAGGAGGACAGCAGAGAAAUACAGUGAGCGUAUCGCAGAAGUGGAGAAGCAGCUCAAGGAGCUCAGGGAGGAGAAUGACCAGCAGCGCCAGGACAUCACGGAGUACAAGCUGCAGCUGCAAUCCCAGAGGAAGUUGCCGGACUCGGCUGACACUGACAUGGUCACCAAGCUGAAGAAGAAGAACAAGGACCUGUCUGAGGCCAUGGAGGAACUUCAGAACCUGACAGAUGAGCGAGACAUACUGAACAAGCAAGUGGAGGACCUCAAUGGAAAGCUCCUCACAGCCAUCACAGAGAUGGAGAAAGUCACAGAGGAUUGCGCCAAGCUCAAGAUUGUUCUGCAGCAGAGCGACUCUGUACAGGAUAAGCUACGAGAGGACAAUGAGAUUCUGAGAUCAAAGGUGGCUGAUUUGACCGAGCAGUUGGCGUCCAAGACAGAUGCUGAUGAUGAAAUCAUGGUUGCUGUAAAUAACAAGAUAGAGGAAUGGAAACUUAUCCUGGAAGACAAAGACCAUACAAUACUGGAGCAGCAGGACCAGAUAUUCCGCUUGCGAGAGCAGGUGAUAGCCGCCAACAUGGACAGUGACAAAGCCUCUGUUGCGGCCCUCACCAAGGUCAUACGUGAGAAGGACAAGACGAUAGAGGAGCUGGCAGAGCAGAUACGCCAGUACGCUGACGACAUCGACAACAAUGCCGCAAUGCUGGAGGACCUGAAAGCCAUGGUGGAGAAAACUGGUAAGGGCCCGGCAGUGGAGAGGCAGCAGCUGGUGAUCAGAGAGCUGAAAGAGAAGGUGGAGCAUGAGCAGAACAAGAACAAGGAGUUUGAGAGAGAUGUCAGGCUGGCUGAGAAUGAUGCAAAGGCCAAGGACAAGGAGCUGACUGACGCUCUGGAGAGGAUGAGACAGUAUGAGGCUGGCGAAUAUGGGCUGACUGAGGCAGUACAAGAAAUCAAAGAUUGCAAGAAACAGAUCGGCAUUAGAGACAAGCAAAUCGAGGAAUUGACAAAGUACAUCAACAAGUCGGAGAUGGCGAUCAACGAUCUCUGUGAUGAGAAUGAGGACCUACGUGGUCGCCUGGGCCUUGACCCACGCAAACCCAUCGACCUGACACAGUUCCGCGCCGAUAAGGCCAAACGGUCGGAGGGAGACAAAGCUACAGUCAUCAUGCUACAGAAAGAGAUUGAAGACCUGGAAGAGGAGAGAAUUAAUCUGAAGCAGAAAAUCAGGAAAAUGGCUCAGCAUCUAGGUCACAGGGCUGUGGCGCUAGGCCUGACAGCUGAGGACAUGAUUGCAGUGCAGGAUUAUACAGAGACACUGAAGGAGAAGCGUAAACCUGAAUCUGCUGCCACCGUUAUCAAAAGGGAGGUGGCCAUGAAAGAAUCAGAGAUGAGGCGCAAUGAGUAUGAUCAAGAUUUGCGUGAGAAUUUCCGUGAGAUGGAUCGACUGUACAGUGAGAAUGCCCAGAUGAAGGCCAAAAUGGAGCAACUGGAGGAUGAGAACACAAACAUGGAACAGGGGCUCAAAGAGGUGCUGGAAGCAGUGAAGAAGUUAGGCCAGGCACGGGACGGAGAGACCCUUGAGAAGGGCCAGAGGGAGAUAGAGAGGGGUCAGAGGGAGAGCAUUGACAUACAGUUCCCCGCCGUAGAGAGGAUGCUUGCAGCUAUAGAAGCCAAGUCUGUGCUGGGUCGCCAUGACACAUCCCUGUUCAUGAAGGCCCAGAUGGACAACCUGCAGGGCCGCAAUGAUGAGCUGCGACUGGCGCUGCGCGAGAUACGACACGAGUCAAACAAGUCUGCACUUGAACUCGAGAAGGCCAUGGAGAAGGUUGGUCAAAUGGAGCAAGAGUUGCGGUCAGUGAAAGGGCCGGGUGGUGGAGGCCCAGGGUUCUUCAAGCCCAUGUCCCUGCCUGAGAACAUGGCCACCACAAGUGCAGAGGUGAUAGCCAGCCUGAAUGAGCACCUGGUCACUGUCCUGCAGGAGUUGCAUGUGAAGGACGAGGCCCUAUCAAAGACAGAGGUCAAACUAGAGGACUACAAACGCAAGUACGCCGUCGUGAGGCACCAACAAGGACUCCUCUACCAUGACUACCUCAAGGACAAGGAGGCUUGGGAAGCAGACGUGAAGAAGCUUCAAGAGGAGUUGCGGAACUUGGAAGGUGUUAGAGAAGAAGACAAAGUCAGAGUUGCAGAACUUGAUAGGCUGCUGGACACACUCAACCAGGAUGAUAAUGAAAUCAAGCGUCGCCUCUCCGACAUGGCGCGGCGUAUCACCGUGUACCGGGUCAACGAGAAGGCUCUCACGCGCAGGUUCCAGACCCUGGAGGAGGUUGAUGGGCACCAUCGCAAGGAAAUCAAUCGCCUGAAGAAUGAAAUGGUUGCUAUGGAACAGGCCGUGGUUGAGCGGAUGGGCUAUCUACAGAGAUACAAGGACAUGGCAGCAUUCAAGAUAGCAGGUCUCCAAAAGGCCAUGGAGGAAUCCGUGCCGAGCAGUGACCUUGACCUUGUCAACAAGAAGUACCACGAGGCCACAGAGAAAUACAGGGACCUGCUGGAGAAGGGAAAUAACCUUGUACUGAAAGCCGAGAUGUUAACUGGACUAGAAGUUGAAGUAAAACGUAUGACACUGGAGAAUGAGGAACUGAAGAAGACGAUGAAGAUGGACAAAGAGAGGCUACACACACUGGAGGCUGCACUCAAUGAGCUCCAUAGGAAAGGCGUGACGGACGGCACAGACAUCAAGGGUAUCACCGACGCUGACGUGAUCUCGGUCUCCAAGAAGAUCACGACCCUAGAGAUGAAGGAGCUCAACGAGCGACAAAGGGCCGAACACGCCGUGAACAUGUAUGAACACCAGAAGUCACUGCUGGGCAACAUGGAGGCCAGGAACAAGGAGCUGGAGGAUAAAUUUUCAGAUAUAACGAGGUCAAACUUGGACCUGCAGAAAAUUGAGAGGGACCUUAGAGAUGAGUUGUCAAACUCAGUAACAAAGGCAGUUAGUGAUCUUGACAGAAAAAAGAUUGGGUCGUGUGAACAGCAAAUACUGAAUCUUCAGCAUGAGAACUCAAAACUUAAGGAGGUGACGGACGUUGCAAGCUCACAGGUGAAGGCGCUGGAGAUGCAGCACAUCUCGAAGGAGAAGGAGGUGAAGUCGCUACGGCAACAGCUCCUGGACUUCCAGGUGCAGAGUGACGAGAAGACCAUUAUUGGCAAACUUCAUCGGCACAUCGUACAGCUGCAAGUGAGUGAAGGGACGGCCAUCAGGAAGUUGGAGGAGUCGAGGAAGAAAGUGAGCAAGCUGGAGGCCAUGGUGCUGCGUCUGGAACAGAAGAUAGAUGACAAGGAGAACACGCUGUUCCACAAACAGAAGGAGGCGCAGAACAAAGUGCAGUACCUCAAGAGAAAUCUAUACGACCUACGUCUGCAGUUUGCGGGUGCUGUGCCUCUGUCCAAGCAAGAGAAGUUCUCCAAGAACCUUAUGCAGAUGCAGAAGGACAAGGCCCAGUUGGAGGACGAGCUUAGACAGACUCGUAAGACCAAGGAGGAGAUGGAGGACCGGCUGGCGGCGCUAGAGAUGCAACACAAGGGUCUCCAGGAGCUCAUUGGUACGCUCAAGGAUGCGCGCGGCGCAGCCAAGGUCAAGGAGUGGCACGGCAAGAUGGACACCCUGCGCCUGGAGGAGCUCAAACAUCGCAGACACAUCACCAAACUACAGCAGCAGAUAACGUACCUGGAGGGUAUGAUCCGCACCCAGGAGGGCUCUGUGGCCGAGUUUGAGGCUGAGAACGUGAAGCUCACCCAGGAAUUCGAGGAGCGCCAGUUGCGCUGGGAGCAUCGUGAAGUGGAACUUGAGCGGCAGAUUGCCACCCUAGAGAACCAGUCGGCCCAGAUUGCAGGGGCAGCUGCCAAGUUUGAGGAGGCGGUAGGGUCUCUACCUGACUCUAAGCUGCCAGUGGCCAACCAGUUGGAACAGGCUAUCUCCACCAUCAAGUCCAACGUGCGCGUCAUACUGGACACCCAGGCUGAGUCCAAGAAACUCAAACAGAGAAACACCGAUCUAGAGAAACACAACCGGGAAUUGGAAAAGGCAGUAAUUGAACGUGACCGAGUAAUUGCGGACCUCAGACUGCGUAUGCCCGCCACCGCAGAGCGCGAUGAGAUAAUCUUGCGUGCACAGUCCAAGGCCAAUACAGCGUCUGAGAUAAAUAAGGCCGCCCACGAUCGCAACUUUGAGAGUGAGCAGUCGAUGAAAGUGGCCCAGUCCACCAUGGCAAGUCUUCAGGCGCGAAUCCAGCAGAAGGAGGAGACGAUCGUAAAGUACCAGGACCUUCUGCGCCAGGCGCGGGAGGACAUGCACGACAUGAACCGGCGCCACGAAGGGGAGCUGCGCGCCAUGCAGCAGAAGAUCCACAUGAACACGGACGCCGCCUUCAGCAAGUUCAAGGAGGCGGCCCAGCAGAUCAUGUCUCAGAAACUGGCCCAUCCCAUCUCUAACAAGCAGAUUGCUCGACUCAAUGAGUUAGAAGACCAAGUGGUGGAACAAGAGAACGCUCUGGCUGCUAUGGGAGAGAAGCUGCGAGCCAAGGAUGAGGACAUCAUAGCACUGCGUACACGGCUACAGGAACAGGGGCUGCAGUAUGCGGGCGAGAAAAAGACGGAGGUGGGUCGCCUGCGGGAGGAACUCGACAAGAAGUCCCAGGAGAUUGCAGAGACGAGACGCAAGGUGGAGGACCAGGCUAAGGAACUGGGCUUGCUGAACGAGGAACUGCAGGCCGCCAAGGAGGCAAACUCGCGGGCACCCACAACCACCAUGAAAAACAUGGUGGAGCGACUGAAGAACCAGCUAGCCCUAAAGGAGAAACAGCACCAGUCGCUAAGCAAGGCCCUGACAGAACUACGUGCAGACAUGGUGACCCAGGCGCAGGCUCAGGUUCGAGCCCACAAUGUGGAUGGAGAACAGGAGAUCAAUGUGCAGAAGAUUGUAGACAAACACACCAAGGAGCUUGGGGAGCAAAUAGAGGACCUGCAGAACACAGUGGAGAAACAGAAGACUGAAUUGAAGAAGAGGAAAGACAAGGAGACCAGUCUGCAGGCAGAGCUAGAGGAAUACAGGGAUGAGACAGGUGACAAGGACAAGACCAUCACAAAGCUCAAGGGAGACAAGCAGCGUCUGGAGGCGGAGGUUGAAGAGCUGGAGAAGAAGGUGGAGAGGAUGAGCACCAUGAAAACUCAGAAAACUGGUGAAGAGAAUACGAAGAAAGAGAUGGAUGAUCUCCGUCGACAGGUUCGCUUGCUUGAAGGGGAGCUGAAACGUAAGGGCCAGGCCCCAGAGAAACCCUACGAGCUAAAGAAGGUUGAGUCCCCUAGAGACCCACCACCAAAAGGAAGUGGUGGCAGUGAAGAGCUGAUCAAGUGGGAGGAGUCCAAGAAGUGGCAGAAGACUGUGGAGAAGAUGAGAGGCAAGAUCAAGGAGCGAGACGGUGAGCUGGACCGCCUGCAGAAGUCAAACAAGAUGCUCAAAGAGAUGGUUGAGAGACUGACGAAGGAAAAGGAGACAUUGGAGCGCAAGAAUGUGGGUCAAGGUACAAAGGUUGUGGCUCCUGCCCCUCCCCUGACCUCCCAGCCCUACAAACCUGACCACCAGGUGGAGGCACUAAAGCACCAAACCUACCAGCUCCAGGAGGAGAACACGAAUCUGCGUCGUGAGUUGCUACGUGUGCGCGAAGGUCAGCUGACAGAGGAGAGGCUUCACAGCCUGGAGGCGGGGCGGGCCGAGGUCACAGAGGUCAUUACUGCACAGAAAUCCCAGUCCACCACAGCAGCUGCCCCAAGGGAAGGGUCCACAAUGGGGGAGAGUCCCAAUUCCAAACUGCAGGAGCUACAGAAGCAGAUGUUGAAGCUGUCAGAGGAGAACAUUGAGCUGAAGUUUGAGGCAGAGCAAGCCAAGAAGGAUAUACCCAGACUCAAGGACCGCAUCACUGACCUACAGAGAUACGUGGAGGCUCUCAAGUCAGAGAACAGUCAGCUGCUGGCAGGGGACGGCACCAACAGGUCCAUGGACUCAUCUGGCUCCUCUAUACGCAGGAUUGGAGAGAGCGGUAAGAGCAGCCGUCAGCUGGAGAAGACCAUAGCACUCCUGAAGAAGGUUGUGGAGCGUGUGCAGUCCGAGAACGAGCAGCUCAAGAAGGCGCCUGGCGUUGUCAGCAACGAGAGACUGCAGAACCUACAGCUGGAGAAUGAGGGACUCAAGUCCCAACUCGAGGAGUUACGACAGCGUGUUGGGGCGACACUGAGUGAGCGCUACACCAGUCAGCAGAAGGGCACGGCCAAAAUGAUGAGUGACUAUGAGAAAAUGAGGAAAGACCUCAUGAGGGAAAUGGACACCAACGAGAAGCUGCGUGCCCAGAUCACGUCCCUGGAGAUAAAGGUGGAGCAGCAGAAGACGAGGCUCACCGAGUCCAAGACGAGGCUGCAGAUAGAGGAAGGGAGGGCGGAGGAAGGGACGGCGGGCGAGGGGAAAGGGUGGAAGUCAGCAGUGGUCACACGCAUGUAUGAGGAUAGGGUGAAGUCACUGGAGGCAGACCUGGAGAAAAAGACCAGCCUGUUGUCCGACUCUAAGACCAUGCUAAAGGAGGCAGCGGUGCGUGAACAGAGACUCAUGGCAGAGAAGGAACAACUGCUCAAGAAGGUGGCCGUGCUGGAGAAGAUACCUAGUGGGUCUGGUGUGACGGACGCACAGCUGGCGCGAGACUACCAGCAGGCCAAAUUGACUAUAGACCGACUUGAGAAUGAGAAGAAGGAGAUAGCCUAUGAGCUCAAUAUGGCCCGCAGACAGGCUGGCACCGCACAUUUAGGGGAGGACAUCAUGUCCAAGGCGAGCAACUACGACAAGGCGAUGUCGGAGAACAUAGAGCUGGGGCUGCAGCUGAAGACAACCAUGUUGGAGCGGGACAAACUCAAACUGGAAGUUGACAGGCUGAGGAAGGAGCUGGGAAACUUCGGGCCAGACUUCUUUGAUGAAAUUGAAGACCUGAAGUUCAACUACAAACAGUCGGUAGAGAAAAACUUACAAUACGAGGACAAGUUGAAGCAGAUCAGCUCUCAGUUUGGAAUAACUAUACCCGGGAUCAGAUAAAUAAAUAACUGCAGAGUUUAGAUUUGAGCUGUGUUGUGGGAAAACUGGACUUAAUGCAGUUACGUAGUGUCAUCUGAGAGUAGCCUGUGCAGUACGCACAGGCUUAUACCAGACAACACCUUCCACUUUACGGUAUUUUCUGUAUAUAGGAAACCUGCAAAAAUCUAAUUAAGCGAAAAAAGUGGCCCCUGAUUAGCCUGUGCCAAAUGCACUUGCUUAUCUGCGAUGACACUUUAAGCACAUGUAUUAAGCUUAGUCUUCCCAGAACGGGGCUCAAUUUAUAAAAUUUAUAGGAAAUGAGGGUUUUUCCUGUCACUCACAAAAGCAUUGUUGAAGUGUAUUUAUGAUAACACUUUUAUGGACGAGUCCAUGUGAUCAGAAUUUAUUUAUAUGCUGUGAAUAGUCUAUUGUUUAAAAUAUGAGAAAAGCCUUUGUUUAAAAUAUGAGUAAUGCCUUGCUUAUCAUUUCUCAACAUUUAACAUGCUUUCUGGUAGCUUACAUUAGAUUCCUGACAUAAUGCAGUUUAGAUCGUAUAUCUUCUUGUAGAUGAACUGACAUUUCAUUCACUUUUUCAUGCAAAUGUCAGAAAAACAUUCCAUGAUUUUAUAUGUUUCUGUUCUCUUUAUACCUCAGUGCCGAUUCAGUUAAGUGUCUUUACAACUUCUCCUGAGGACUGUAUAAUGAUUUAUAAGUUUGCAUUUUGGUGAACGCUAUUUUGUAUGCGUUUAUUCUGUUGAUUUCUUACUUCAGGUAUUUAUAGUACUGUUUGUAUUAAUCUUUGUUUGCAAUCAUUUGAAGGGUGUUAUGAUCAUGUAUUUUAGUAUGUUUCUUUAUUUGAAUGCACAGUAUUUAUAAUAACUUGAACAUUAGUUUUCUUUACCUUGUAGAAACUGCCAAUUUCAAUAAGUCAUAUAGUUUUUAAUUGUUAAAUGGCUGAAGUGUGCAUGUGUGUAGCAUUCAAUAUAAACACUCCCAAUACAUAAUUGUUAUUACAAGUAGUGGAAUGUGAACUGAACAAAUAAUUUUCAUUUCAAUCAUGGCAAGAUGGGUCAAAAUGUGCUCUGGAAUGAUGUACAGGUAUUGAUUGUGCUUUGCCAUAGGUAGAAAUCUCGAACUACUGUGAUAUUGUUUGACCGUCCUUUACAUAAAUGUAGUUAGUACAUUUUAGUGUUUACAUAUAUGUAUAUAAGAGCUAUUUAUUUUAUGAUAAAGUAACAAUAAAUAGACAUAGCAGUAA
Molecule: messenger RNA, 8903 nt
Organism: Dreissena polymorpha
Lineage: Eukaryota; Metazoa; Mollusca; Bivalvia; Myida; Dreissenidae
Product: centrosomal protein of 290 kDa-like
Exons: 57
Coding region: 116-7666 (2516 amino acids)
Source: RefSeq, a predicted model, not a curated record